This is a messenger RNA of Culex pipiens pallens (northern house mosquito), 5762 nucleotides long. It is a transcript of the gene MRP, whose product is annotated as multidrug resistance-associated protein 1. Gene Ontology annotation, biological process: transmembrane transport. The transcript is spliced from 11 exons. The coding region runs from base 336 to 4904 and encodes 1522 amino acids. The record is from RefSeq and is a predicted model, not a curated record. Gene Ontology annotation, cellular component: membrane. Gene Ontology annotation, molecular function: ATP hydrolysis activity; ABC-type transporter activity; ATP binding. NCBI's taxonomy places the organism in Eukaryota, Metazoa, Arthropoda, Insecta, Diptera, Culicidae.
CAUCAAUCCGGAGGGGGUUGUGGUGUGUGGUUUUCGGCUUAGCCUGUUGGUGAACGCGUCGCGCUUUACAGUUCUUCGCUGGAGCUUGCCGUGAACGGUUCGGUCGCGCGGGAGUACUACGAGGUUGUUUUUUGUCGUUUGCGGACGGUACUUAAUCAACGUGACGUCAUCGUUUUUUGCACACAGUAACUCAAACCCCAUUUUGCGUGUGCUUGUCCCGUUACCCAACGCACACUUGUUGCCCCCCUGUGGGUGGUGGUGGUGGAACUCAACGAACUCACCGCUGGCACCAAACUGACGGUCGGACGGCAGACAUUGCAUUUCGGGCAACCAAAAUGGAAGCUCAUCCGAUGGACGAGUUUUGCGGAUCCAAAUUUUGGGAUUCCAACGUAACAUGGUACACGGAAGACCCGGACCUGACGCCAUGCUUUCAGCAGACCGUGCUCGUGUGGGCGCCGUGCACCUUCCUGUGGGCCUUUUCCGUCAUCGAGCUGUGGUACCUGCGCAGGAGUCGCAACCGGGACGUGCCCUGGAGCUGGGUCAACCUGGCGAAGCUGGCCGUGGUCGGGCUGCUGGUGGCGCUGACGCUGGCCGAUCUGAUCAAGGCGUUCACCAAGCAGGGUCCGGUGGACGCAGUGUUUUUCUACACGCCCGUGAUUAAGAUCGCGACGUUUGUGUUUGCCGCCGCCCUUAUCUACCUCAACAAGUUCUACGGCAUGCGGACGUCCGGGUUGUUGUUCCUGUUCUGGUUCGUGCUGACGGUUUGCAGCAUCCCAAGGUGUCGGACGGAGAUCCGUGGCCACCAGAGCCGCACCGAGUCGGAUCCGUGGGCCGAGUAUCAGUUCGUGAGCUUUAUGAUUUUCUUCGCCGCAUCGUGCGUCAUGUUCCUGUUGAAUUUCUUCAUUGACAAGCCACCGCGAGAGACGAAGUAUGAGAUUACCGACAAAGACUGCCCCGAGCUGUCGGCUACGUUCCCCUCGCGCUUGGUGUUCGGGUGGUUCGAUAAACUGGCGUGGACGGGCUUCAAAAAGCCGCUGGAAAAUGACGACCUGUGGAACAUGAAGCCGGAAGACGCCUCGAAGGAAGUUUCGCCGCUGUUUUUGAAGUACUGGAACGAAACGCUCGAGAAGACGUAUCAGACGCGAGAUGUGGACGACGUUACCAGUUCUGCUAGCUACAAGAAACAAUCGGCUCAAGUGGACUUCAAAACCAAAAAGACAAAGAAGAUCGCGUCCAUUUUGCCCGCUCUGGUGAAGGCAUUUGGACCGACGUUUGCGUUCGGAUCGUUUCUAAAGCUGGGACAGGACUUGCUGACCUUCGCUUCGCCGCAGAUUCUUCGACUGAUCAUCAAUUUCGUCGCCGGAGAUGAGCCGUUGUGGAAGGGAAUUUUCUACGCCCUGCUCUUGUUCUUGGUUGCCGGAACGCAAACGCUACUGCUCGCCCAGUACUUCAACCGGAUGUUCUUCGUAGGACUUCGCAUCCGUACGGCUCUGAUCAGUUCCAUCUAUCGGAAGGCGUUGAUCAUCUCGAACAGUGCCCGCAAGGCAUCGACGGUUGGCGAGAUCGUCAACCUGAUGUCGGUGGACGCGCAACGCUUCAUGGACCUCACCACGUACAUCAACAUGCUGUGGAGUGCCCCGCUGCAGAUCGCCCUGGCGCUCUUCUUCCUGUGGGAAAUUCUCGGCCCGUCCGUGCUGGCCGGUCUCGCCGUCAUGAUCAUCCUCAUCCCCGUCAACGGUGUCAUCGCGAACAAAAUCAAAACGCUGCAAAUCAAGCAGAUGAAGAACAAGGACGAACGCGUCAAGCUGAUGAACGAGGUGCUGAGCGGAAUCAAGGUGCUCAAACUGUACGCUUGGGAGCCCAGCUUCGAGCAGCAAAUCCUGAAGAUCCGUGACAAGGAAGUCAAGGUGCUCAAGUCCGCCGCCUACCUCAACGCGGGAACGUCCUUCAUCUGGUCCUGCGCCCCUUUCCUGGUCUCCCUCAUCACCUUUACCGUGUACCUUCUGUCCGACGACAGCCACGUGCUCACGCCGGUGACGGCCUUCGUGUGUCUCACGCUAUUCGACAUACUCAAACUUCCGCUGGUUCUCCUGCCCAUGUUGGUCGUUUACAUUGUUCAGACCAGCGUUUCGGUGAAACGUAUCAACCGUUUCCUGAACCAAGAAGAACUGGACCCGGAAAAUGUGCAGCACGACGAGAAGGAGUCUUGUCCACUGGUCAUCGAGAACGGCGUCUUUUCGUGGGGUGGCGAAGAAACCACACUCAAGAACAUCAACAUUAAGGUGGAAAAGAACGAACUGGUUGCGAUCGUCGGUACGGUCGGUUCGGGCAAGAGUUCCGUGCUGUCGGCGUUUUUGGGCGAAAUGGACAAGGUCUCCGGACGGGUCAAUACGGUGGGGCGGAUCGCGUACGUGAGCCAGCAGGCGUGGAUUCAGAACGCGACCCUGCAGGACAACAUUCUGUUUGGCAAGCCGAUGGACGCCAAGCGGUACCACAAGGUGAUUGCGGCGUGCGCGUUGAAGCCGGACAUUGAGAUGCUGCCGGGGGGUGAUCAGACGGAAAUUGGCGAGAAGGGAAUAAACUUGUCUGGAGGGCAGAAGCAGCGCGUUUCGCUGGCUCGGGCGGUUUACAACGAUGCGGAUAUUUACUUCUUGGACGACCCGCUGAGCGCAGUUGAUUCGCACGUUGGAAAGCACAUCUUUGAGCAGGUUAUUGGGGCGAAUGGAUUGCUGGCGAAAAAGACGCGGGUGUUGGUUACGCAUGGUAUUACUUACUUGCCAAACACGAACGAGAUUUACGUGCUGAAGGACGGUGAAGUGUCCGAGUCCGGGUCGUACCAGGCUUUGAUGGAUAAGAAGGGUGCCUUUGCGGAGUUUUUGAUUCAGCACCUGCAGGAGGUCAACGAAGAGGAGGAGGACAUUGACGAAAUCAAGGCCCAGCUGGAGUCGGGCGUGAGUAACGAGGAGUUGAAGCACAAGCUGGAGCGAGCGAUUAGUCGGCGAUCGCGCAGUGGAAGCACCUCUGAUGGAUCCGGCAAUGAAUCGUACUCGCGGCAGGCGUCCGAUAUGGGCGGUAGCAACUCUAGCUUGAGGAAGCGAACGCCGGAGAAGAAGGCCGCCGAGGAACCGUCGAAGAACAAACUGAUUGAGAAGGAGACGUCGGAAACGGGAAGUGUCAAAUGGGAGGUGUACAAGCACUACCUGAAGAGCAUCGGUCUCACGCUGUCGGUGGCCACGGUCUUCUUGAACAUGGUGUUCCAAGGCUUCUCGAUCGGUUCCAACCUGUGGCUUUCGCGCUGGUCCACGGAUGCCGCGGCCGAAAACGACACCAGCGUACGGGACAUGUACCUCGGAGUUUACGGCGCGUUCGGUGCUGGACAAGUCGUGACCGUCCUGUUUACCACGCUGGCCCUGUACGUCGGUGCCCUGAGCGCGUCACGUAUCCUGCACCACCGGCUGCUCCGGAACGUGCUCCGGGCACCGCUGACCACGUUCUUCGACAUCACGCCGCUGGGCCGGGUGCUGAACCGGUUCAGCAAGGACGUGGACACCACCGACAACGAACUGCCGGCGGCGAUCCGUGCCUGGAGCGCCUGCUUCUUCGGGGUGGUAGCCACCCUGGUCGUGAUCACCAUCUCGACGCCGAUCUUCUCGGCAGUGAUCCUACCGAUCGGCAUUCUGUACUACGCCGUGCAGCGCUUCUACGUGGCCACGUCGCGCCAGCUGAAGCGGCUGGAGUCGGUGUCGCGUUCGCCGAUCUAUUCGCACUUUGGCGAGUCCAUCCAGGGCGCGCAGACGAUCCGCGCGUACAGCGUUCAGGACCGGUUCAUCGGUGAGUCGGAGGCCCGGGUGGACUUUAACCAGGUGUGUUACUUCCCCAGUAUCAUCGCGAACCGAUGGCUGGCGGUGCGGCUGGAGAUGGUGGGUAAUUUGAUCAUCCUGUUUGCGGCACUGUUUGCCGUGAUGGGCCGGGAGACGAUGAACCCCGGGUUGGUGGGUCUGUCGGUGUCGUACGCGCUGCAGAUCACGCAGACGCUCAACUGGCUGGUGCGGAUGACCUCGGACGUGGAGACGAACAUUGUGGCCGUGGAGCGGAUCAAGGAGUACGGAGAGACCAAGCAGGAAGCCCCGUGGGAGCUGCAGAACAGUACGUUGCCUAGGGAUUGGCCGGAACAGGGACGGGUGGAGUUCCAGGACUUCCAGGUGCGGUACCGCGAGGGGUUGGACCUGGUGCUGAAGGGAAUCUCGUUCACGGUUGAGGGUGGGGAGAAGGUUGGAAUUGUUGGUCGGACUGGAGCGGGCAAGUCCAGCUUGACACUGGCGCUGUUCCGGAUCAUCGAGUCCGCCGGGGGAAAGAUCAUCAUCGACGGGCAGGACAUUUCUCAGCUGGGACUGCACGCGCUGCGAUCGCGUCUGACCAUCAUCCCGCAGGACCCGGUGCUUUUCUCCGGCACGAUGCGUAUCAAUUUGGACCCGUUCAACGUGCACUCGGACGAGGACAUCUGGACGGCGCUGGAGCAUGCCCAUCUGAAGGCGUUUGUGAAGGGUCUGACCGCCGGAAUCAACCACGAAGUUACGGAAGGCGGUGAGAACUUGUCCGUUGGCCAACGGCAAUUGAUCUGCUUGGCGCGAGCGCUGCUGCGCAAAACUAAGGUGCUCAUUUUGGACGAAGCCACUGCGGCGGUGGAUUUGGAGACGGAUGAUCUCAUUCAGAGAACCAUCCGCACCGAGUUCAAGGACUGCACCGUGCUGACGAUAGCGCAUCGGCUCAACACCAUCAUGGACUCGGACAAGGUGAUUGUGCUGGACAAGGGCCAGAUCACGGAGUACGCGGCGCCGGGCGAGCUGCUGCAGAACAAAUCCUCGGCCUUCUACAGCAUGGCCAAGGACGCCGGAUUAGUGUAAUUAUUUGUUUGAGUUUGAGUUAAUUUUGUGUUUUGCUGGUGCAAAUCGCUACUUAAUCAGUUUGUACUUUAAAACUCACACAUAGCUAGGAUCAGAAAGUUGGCAUUUCUUUUUUGUUUUGUUUAUUUUUUCGUUUGUUUGCAACUAACAAGAGUGUUUAUAUCUACUUACCGGUAGUGUGAUCUGAUACACUACACUCAAAUAAAACAAUCAGCCAAGGUUAUCGAAAUUCUUGUACUUAUUGCACGGGUAAAAUUUUCAGUAUUCCUAUCAUUCCCGGUCGAAAUUCAAAACACUGAGAUUUCAAACCAUGAUACGUAGGAUUCCAUUUAGGCAAAGUACGCUUAAUUUACACGCAUGAUAUUCGUUACAUUCUACAAGAAAACAAAAACAAAGUAGCUUGUAUUACUUAAUAGCAGAAACUUGCAAACAUCCUGAAGCCAAACACACUCAUACCACUACUAAGAGACACACAAAACCACACAAACAAAUGUGUUCAGAAACAAAGAGGCACACAGCAUUUUCAGCCAUAGUGAAGUACAAAAAAAAAUCCAUCGAAAAUCAGUUUGAACAACACACAGAACAAACAAACAAAAAACAGUAAAUUUUUCCCUUUCUCCACUUAGCAGAAGAAGAAGGAUAAGAAAAAGCCAAGAAGUUACUUGAUGGCGCCAAGCGAGAAGAUGCGCAAGACCUCAAGCAAUGGUGCGCUCUUUUUUGAUUUUUGAAUUUCACCUAAUAUUGUUUUAGAAAGUGCCUUCGAAAACCCACUAUUACUUUGUAAGUGUUUGUGUGUGUGUAUAUGCAAGACCGCGCGCAGUAAACCAAUAAAAUGUACGUCUGUUUUUAAUUGAGAAA